This is a messenger RNA of Rotaria sp. Silwood2, 1704 nucleotides long. The record is from the annotation of a GenBank genome assembly. Lineage: Eukaryota; Metazoa; Rotifera; Eurotatoria; Philodinida; Philodinidae.
AUGGUAAAACAAGUAAACGAUAAUCGUGAGCCUGCUUCACAACCACCAUCAUUACUUAUUGCUGCUCAUUGUUCAACAAUACGUCGUAAAGCAGCACGUAUUGAUGCAAAGGAAUUAUCAGCUAUAUUCAAUGAUUGUGUGCAUGAAGCAUAUUCAAAUAAGUUCCCAUUACAAACAUAUUUGAAUUCUUUAAAUGAAAUAGUUACAACAUUAAAUUCAAAUUUUCCGCCAGUAUUAAUUGAAAUAAGUUCACAUUCUUUUUUUACUCUCGUUUGUAACACAAUUCGACUUCUUUUACGUGAAUUAUAUACAACGAAUGAAUUAAAUAAUCAAGAAAUUUAUAUUUUACGUAAUUGUACUGUAUUAAUUCAUAACGUAGUUAAGCAAAUAAAUGAUGUAUCAAAAAUUUUACAAUGGAUUACUGAAGAAACAUUUCUUGGUGCUUUAGCAAAUUGUUUAAUUCAUAUAAAUAAAAUUUCAAAAGCAACUGAAAAUCAACAUAUAAUUAAACAAAUAACACGUUUAUUUAAUGUAUUGUGUAAUAUUCAACAACGUUUACCCAUAAAUUUACAUCAGCAUUUAUUUGUACGAUUACUUCAAGCAACUAUUGCUUGUUUAACAUCAUCAAAUUAUGUUAAAUUAUUUAGCAAUUUACAAGCAAAUGCAAUUUCAUUUACAGAAAUUCAAAAAUUAUUUCUUAUUAAAUGUCCAUAUUUUCUUACUGCUUAUAAUGGACCUUCUAUUGAGAAAGCAGUUGAAAAUCUGUUAGAAAUAAUGUUACCACGUUAUGUAUCAAUACUUGAUAAACAUAUGAAAACGAUUAAAGAAUGGCAAAGUCCAAUGAUGCGUGCUAUACAUAAUCUUAUUAUCACUCUUGUUUAUGCUGAAGGAUAUUUAUCAUCGCAUAUUUAUAAUAAAUCGUUUCAAUUACUUAUUAAUCAUCUUUUACAUCUUCUUAAUGAGUCUAGUUUAAUUAAUAAAAUACAUCCAAAUGCAAACAAUUUAGAAACAUUAUUAAUUGAUGCAACACUGGUUGUUUUUAGUGUACUAGUUUAUGAACCUAAUGGAUUGAAUUAUAUUAAACAACUUAAACCGAUAGCAAUUUUUCGACAAUUAACAACAACAUCUCAUGAAACUAUUGUUUUAAAUGCUUAUAUGAUGCUUGUAUAUGUAAUGGAUGAAAAUGACAUCGAAACAGCAGUGGAUAAUCUGUCUCAUUUACUUUCUACAACUCUCUAUUUGUUAGGAAAAGCAAUUGAAACUCGUUAUCAUACGAAUGUACAUGAAAAUUCUAAGCGGGAAACAACCGAUCGAAAUAUAAUGCAUCUUCUUGAAACUUUGAAAGGUUUAGCACAAUAUGAACAAAUUAAAAAUGACGUAAUAAAAUACAGAAUAGUAUCACAUUUAAUGUAUUAUUACGAAAAAGUACAUGGAUUAUCAAAACAAUUAUUACUUGAAUGUUUUUGGACAUUAUCAUUUAAUGAACGAAUAGCUCAACAAUUGCGUGAAUAUUCGCUAUUUAUUCUUUCAUUACAUCAUAUAUUACAAACUAGUGAUGAUAGUCAACAAAAUACAAUACGUCAUUCAAAUAGUUAUUGUAGCCGUCAAAAUGGUACCGUUAUAGCAUUAAUUGAAGGAACAAAUAAUGGACUACGAAAAGUGGCUGAUGGACUUCUUUGGAAGCUCAUUAACGGUAUACUUUAA